Messenger RNA from Conger conger (European conger), 1994 nucleotides. RefSeq names its product NMDA receptor synaptonuclear signaling and neuronal migration factor a (gene nsmfa). The transcript has 16 exons. Lineage: Eukaryota; Metazoa; Chordata; Actinopteri; Anguilliformes; Congridae. Gene Ontology annotation, cellular component: cytoplasm; nucleus. The record is from RefSeq and is a predicted model, not a curated record. The coding region runs from base 204 to 1994 and encodes 596 amino acids. Gene Ontology annotation, biological process: positive regulation of neuron migration; regulation of neuronal synaptic plasticity.
AUGGCCGGACGCGUUAUUCCCUUCUGAAUCCUUGCCCUUUCCACAGGAGAGUACAGAAAGAGAACAACAUCCAAACCAACACAUCCCAUUAUAUUUUUAUAUUUCGGAAUUGUUUUGGUUUGCAUGUGUUUCUUCCCCUGAUUCUACCUAUACUCGGUCUUUGGAAUGAGCUGUUUUUCUGCCAGCGUUGUUUCCAUUUCAGUAUGGGAACUGCCGUGUCCAAAAGGAAGAAUCUAAGAAACGAUGCGAUAUCUUCCGUGGCGGCAAAAGUUAGAGCAGCCAGAGCGUUUGGAGAGUACCUGUCCCACACUCACCCGGAGAACCGCAACGGAUCAGAUCACCUGCUGUCCGACAGCUACAUCGUGCAGGACUCCGACUCGCCGGAUAACGGGCCGACCAAAACCUGCCCGUCCAGCCCCGCCCUCACGCCGCCAGCCGGCGAAUCAGGCCUGAGCCUCACGCCGCAGGCCACGCCCUCCUCCUCCUCGGCGCGCCGGCGGUCCCUGGAGUGCGGCUUCCCCCGGCAGCGGGCGCAGCAGCGGGGCGGGGUCUACACCAUCACCGGGGAGCGGGGCAUGCUGGGAGGCCGGGGGAGCAAGGAGAGCCUGGAGCUGGAGGUGCUGAAGGCCGGGCGCGACCCCAGGGCGCCCUCCUCCUCCUCGGCCUCCUCUUCCUCCUCCCCGCUGCAGCACCACAAGCCCAAGGGCGAGGGGGGGGGCGCCGCCCAUCACCACGGCAACCAUCACCACAGCAGCCAGCAGCACGUUCACAGGCAUCACCACCACCACGGCCACCAGCCCUCGCAGCCGCUGCAGAGCUCCGUCAGCGCGCACAACCUCCGGGGCUGGGGCGAGGCCGACGGCCGGGAUGGGGGCGCGCGGGACCCCUGCGGUCUGGGCUGUGAGGCCUGCACUGAGGGGGGCGCCCCCUCACACAGCCAGCGCUCCCUGGACCUGGAGAACAGCUCCAGAGACCCAGGCAAGCAGCCCCGGGCCGUAGAGCCAGUCUGCCGCGCGUCUCAGGCGAACCUGCAUGACAACAGCUGGUUCCCCAAGGAGAACAUGUUCAGCUUUCAGACCGCCACCACCACCAUGCAGGCGAUUUCGGCUUUCCGGGGCAAUGCAGAGAGAAAAAGGAGAAAGAGAGAGGGAGAGUCUGCAGCCAUGAUCCAGAGAAACUUCCGGAAGCACCUGAGAAUGGUGGGCAGUCGCAGGAUCAAAGCGCAGACGUUUGCAGAGCGCAGAGGGAAGAGUUUCAGCCGCUCAUGGAGUGACCCUACCCCCGUCAAGCCUGACUCUCCACAUGACUGCAGAGACAGCGGGGACCUGCAGGCGUCCUGUGGCACUCUGGAUGAGGCGGUCUGUGAUGACACUUUGGACUGGGAGGAGGAGAAAGAGCUGGAGAGAGCGGCCAGCGAGGGGGACGACUUCAUCCCCCCUAAAAUCAUGCUCAUCUCCUCCAAGGUCCCGAAGGCAGAGUACAUUCCCAACAUCAUCCGCAGAGACGACCCCUCCAUCAUCCCAAUAUUAUAUGACCACGAACACGCCACCUUUGAUGACAUCCUCGAGGAGAUUGAUAAGAAGCUCACUGCCUACAGGAGAGGCUGCAAGAUCUGGAAAAUGCUCAUUUUCUGUCAGGGUGGACCUGGUCACCUGUAUCUGCUGAAGAAUAAGGUGGCCACUUUUGCCAAGGUGGAGAAGGAAGAAGACAUGAGCCAGUUUUGGAGGAGACUCAGCAGGUUCAUGAGUAAAGUGAAUCCAGAACCCAACCUCAUCCACAUUAUGGGCUGCUAUGUCCUGGGAAAUCCUAAUGGAGAGAAGCUGUUCCAGAAGCUGAAGAAUCUGAUGAGACCGUCGUCCGUCACAUUCGAGUCCCCACUGGAGCUGUCUGCGCAGGGUAAAGAGAUGAUAGAGAUGUACUUCGACUUUCGGCUCUUCCGCCUGUGGAAGACUCGCCAGCAUUCCAAACUCUUCGAUUUCGACGACCUGGUGUGA